GUUGAACUCCGAUUGAAUUGCGCAACGUAAAAUGUUCCUAACGUCAAAAUCCACUAGCAAAGUCAACAAAUCAAAAAACGUAACAGCGAUAAGUUUUGUUUAAAAUGCCACGCAAAAGCCAUUCUUAUCCUCCGGUUCCUACAUUGAAGUCUCACGUUGUUCGAUAUUUAGUGGGCGAUGUGAAGGAAUUUAUUCGAUACAUUUUAGUUACCAAGGCCAGAAAACACAGAGCGCCUUGGCCCCUCGUUCCUUCUUUUAGGAUCGGAAGGGACAGCCAGGUAAGUCAAGGCAAGAGGAUAGGAGAGAAAAUGAUCCAUGAUGGCCGCCAUAGCAAAUCUUUACUCUUUUUUUCAAAGCACACCUGUUUAACUAACAGUCUAAUAUCGCAGUGAUUUAUUUUCAGUUGCAAUUUGUCCAGUUAUCAGUGCUGUCUCAGUGGGAGGAAGAUGUCUGUGGUGGAACAUCCUCAAUCUCACUGCCGGAACGGAACAGAAGAUGCAGUGAAAGAAAAGAACUGCACGGGAAGGCAAAGAAGGGUGUGACAUUUGGUGAUUGGUAAUCGGUUGCCAAAAGUCAAUUUGCGUAUGCAGUGCAAACUGGGCAGGCAUUCCUGUUUAGUGUGGAAACUCACCAUGACUAGCUGGCCAUCAGAAGUUUAUGGAAAUUUGCGCAUUCGAGACGAUACGCCUUUAAAUUGUUGGAAAAGGAUCGAGUAGAGUGGCAGUUUUCUCGCAACUGUUUGGCCAGAAAGCUAUUCCCAGGAAGCAGAAAUGACGCUUUAAUUACAAUUUAAUCAUUGAUGCCGCUGGAGGUUCUUCGUUGGCCAAACGCUUAGCUCUCAGUUAUUCGGAAAUCAAUCGUUUCUGAUUGUUUCGCUGAAAUACGUCGUCUUGUCAUCGUGGAUAGCUGACCAUGGCAAAAUGCAAGAGUCUUACUUUCUUAUUCUUCACAGUUGACAUCUAGCUCUUAUUGUUGCAGUUCCUUGGUUUUUGUUUUCCAAAUUUCAGGUUUUGCUUACAUCAGUUCACUUUUUGCUCUUGAAAACCAAAGUUUCUUGGUCGAGUCCUCUUCGUUUCAUCACUUUGAAAGAAGGCAGCGCUCACCGAAUUUCUUCGCCGCAACCAAAAAUGGAUCAGAUCGUUCAGAAGACAGGUACCAUCCAAUCAGGAACGUCGUUUAUACCUUCACUUGCUGGUAACUGGUGUGGUACCAUCCAGUUAGGAACGUCGUUUAUACCUUCAUUUGCUGAUAACUGGUGUCAAACGGUGAGCGAAAUUAACAAAACUGAUUUCGAGUGGAAUGUCCAGCUUCCCUAUCAAGAAUAUCCAAUUCCUUGUAUGAAAUCAUCUACAGUGUCAUCGGGAGAAUAUUGUUCGUGGAACCUUAGCCUCGGUGACGAUGAAUCAAACAUCAAUAUUUUGUUGGAUUUUAAAAGAGGCCCGCAAUAUUCCAAAAUUGUCCAUCGCUUACGAGUGCGUGUUGGAAUUGCAAGCAAGAAAGGCGACCUACUUUUCCCGAAAACGACCCUGAUUAACAUAUCAAAUAAUUCUCACAAUAUCCUGCAAAUCAGUAAAGAAAAAUUUUGGAAAUCCGACUGCUACGAAAAAGAUUGCAACUUUACCGUCUAUUGCGCUGUCAUAGUUUGGGUUUUGAAGGAAAACAAGUCGGACUCUUUGCCAAAAUCUACAUUAAAUACUUGUCAUAAUGAAUUACUUCAGACACAGCUAGAAGAACUAUUUAAAAACAAGUCGCUAAGUGACGUUAAGUUAAUCGUCGGAGGGCGAACAUUGCACGCCCACAAGAUCAUCCUAGCAGCAAGAAGCAAAGUGUUUGCCGCCAUGUUUGAGCAUGAAACAGCAGAAAAGUUGUCGAACCAAGUAGAUAUCCAGGACGUCGAUCCAGACUUGUUCCAAGAGGUACUCAUUUACAUCUAUUCCGGCCGGAUGUCUUCUGGAACUAUGGUCAAAAAGGCUGUCGGUGUUUUAGUGGUGGCGGAUAAGUAUUUUCUGGAUCAGUUGAAAGCCGAGUGCGAAACUCAUUUGAUGAAGAGGAUGACUGCCGACAACUGCGUGGAGUUGCUUGCACUUGCCGAUCAGCCUCAUCCAGCGGCGCAUUUGAAAAAGUAUGCGGUUGAUUUCCUCCUGCGUUCUCCUGCUCUUGUGAAGGCGACCGAUAGUUGGAAAAAGGCGAAACAAGAGAAACCCCUUUGGUUUUGUGAUUUGAUCGAAAUGCUAUUUGCCUGAUGCUGUUCGAUGACUAUCAUGAUGUAAGAAAACAUUGUCAGAUGAAAGUCAUCGAUAAGAAUUGAAUCGGUAUGUUCAAAAAUUGUUGGUUACAAUUGUGUUUUUUUUUUUUUUUUCGUAUUUUGCUAAAGUUGUGUUAGAGGAACAAGGAAAUUGAAAAAUAC
This is a messenger RNA of Daphnia magna, 2407 nucleotides long. RefSeq names its product speckle-type POZ protein B-like. Gene Ontology annotation, biological process: regulation of proteolysis; proteasome-mediated ubiquitin-dependent protein catabolic process. Bases 1128 to 2243 code for a protein of 371 amino acids. The transcript has 2 exons. NCBI's taxonomy places the organism in Eukaryota, Metazoa, Arthropoda, Branchiopoda, Diplostraca, Daphniidae. Gene Ontology annotation, cellular component: nucleus; cytoplasm. Gene Ontology annotation, molecular function: ubiquitin protein ligase binding. The record is from RefSeq and is a predicted model, not a curated record.